Messenger RNA from Coprinopsis cinerea okayama7#130, 933 nucleotides. RefSeq names its product Pcmt1-prov protein. Gene Ontology annotation, cellular component: cytoplasm. The transcript has 6 exons. Lineage: Eukaryota; Fungi; Basidiomycota; Agaricomycetes; Agaricales; Psathyrellaceae. Gene Ontology annotation, molecular function: protein-L-isoaspartate (D-aspartate) O-methyltransferase activity. Gene Ontology annotation, biological process: protein modification process. The record is from RefSeq and is a predicted model, not a curated record. Bases 241 to 933 code for a protein of 230 amino acids.
GUUGGUUCUUCAUCCCAGCUGUACCGAGUACACCUUUGUCACACACCCCUUUACAGCGUCACACAAACACACCAUCUGCUAAAUUCGAGCAUCACGAUCGUGCUACGAGGCCAACAGAACGUCGGUUUUCGAGUUCUCCUCGCUUCAACUUUCAUCGGUGCAACCGUAGCCCUGGGACUACAGUUAUCGACGUUCGGUCUUAAACACCACUCCCCACUUCAUCUCUCGAGAAGAUCCACGAUGGCUUGGAGGUGCAGCGGAGCAACCAACAAGGAGCUGAUUGCGAAUUUGAAAAGUGGAGGGAUUUUCCACUCUGACAGGGUGAUGAAGGCGAUGGCGGCUGUUGAUCGAGGCAACUACGUUCGCGACAAGUCGGACGCAUACAAAGAUUCGCCGCAACCUAUCGGCCAUGGCGCAACAAUCAGUGCCCCUCAUAUGCACGCCUACGCCUCCGAACAUCUCCUCCCAUACCUCCGCCCCGGUGCCCGCGUUCUCGACAUUGGAAGCGGCUCGGGCUACCUGGCCGCAGUUCUUCACCACCUCGUCUCACCCGGUGGCAAGGUUGUCGGCAUUGAGCACAUCCCUGAACUGGCGGAAUGGAGCAUCGGCAACCUGAAGAGGGAUGGAUUGGGCGAAGCAUUGGACAAGGGGGAAAUUGUGAUCGUGGCAGGCGAUGGGAGAGAGGGUUGGAAAGACGGCGGUCCCUACGACGCCAUCCACGUUGGAGCAGCAGCGCCGACCGUCCCUCCCGCUCUCCUCGAACAGCUCGCUAGUCCCGGGAGGAUGUUCAUCCCCGUUGGAUCUUGGGACCAGUACAUCGAGCAUAUUGACAAGGACGACAAAGGUCAUGUCACCAAGCAGAAGGUUAUGGGUGUUCGCUAUGUCCCGUUGACUGAUAGGGAUAAGCAAGUCGAAUCAUCGCGAAUGAGAUAA